Molecule: messenger RNA, 477 nt
Organism: Entelurus aequoreus (snake pipefish)
Lineage: Eukaryota; Metazoa; Chordata; Actinopteri; Syngnathiformes; Syngnathidae
Gene: paf1
Product: PAF1 homolog, Paf1/RNA polymerase II complex component
Exons: 4
Coding region: 70-477 (135 amino acids)
Biological process (GO): transcription elongation by RNA polymerase II
Cellular component (GO): Cdc73/Paf1 complex
Molecular function (GO): RNA polymerase II complex binding; chromatin binding
Source: RefSeq, a predicted model, not a curated record
GCGAACCGCCAAUCAACCAUAGAAGAAGAAGCGUCACUCACGCUCAAGUGUGUUUUGGCGAGAAGGAAAAUGGCGCCGACGAUUCAGACGCAGCCUCAACGAGAGGACGGCCACAGGCCAUCCUCUCACCGAACUGUACCUGAGAGGUCGGGAGUGGUCUGUCGAGUCAAGUACUGCAACAGCCUGCCAGAUAUUCCCUUUGACCCUAAAUUCAUCACAUAUCCAUUCGAUCAGCACAGGUUUGUACAGUACAAAGCUACGUCUCUGGAGAAGCAGCACAAGCAUGAGCUCCUGACCGAGCCGGACCUCGGUGUCACCAUUGAUCUCAUCAACCCUGACACAUACCGCGUAGACCCCAACAGUAAGUGCUUAUGUGCUUCUUUUUUGUUGACAAAAUUCACAUGUCAGAGUUUUGUUAAAAACUUGAAUAGCUAUUUUUGCUGCAGAUUACAAAAACAGCACAGACCUUUGGCUUGA